AUGCCCACCGUAGAUGACGUUCUAGAGCACAUUGGGGAAUUUAACUUAUUCCAGAAACAAACCUUCUUUAUUUUGUCCCUGGUUUCUGCCGUCUUCGGCCCCAUCUAUGUGGGAAUUGUUUUCCUGGGCUUCACCCCGCAUCACCAUUGCCUGAAUCCUGGAGUUUCAGAGCUAAGCAAACGAUGCGGCUGGAGUUUGGAAGAGGAGCUGAAUUACACAGUGCCAGGCCUGGGUGUACCAGAAGAUGCUUUUACCAGCCAGUGCCAGAGAUACGAUGUGGACUGGAACGAAACAGCCCUCAGCUGUACGGAACCUUUAGCCAAUUUUACCAGCAAAAAGAACUCCAUCCCUCUUACCACCUGUCAGGAUGGCUGGGUAUAUGACCCUCCAGGCCCCACCAUUGUCACUGAGUUUAACCUGGUAUGUGCUGAUUCAUGGAAGCUGGACCUAUUUCAAUCGGUUAUGAAUGUCGGAUUUUUUAUUGGCUCUAUGAGCAUUGGUUACAUAGCGGACAGGUUUGGUCGUAAGCCGAGCCUCUUAAUUACAAUUCUCAUAAGUGCUGUUUCGGGAGUACUCAUGGUCCUUUCUCCAAGCUACACCUGGAUUUUAAUCUUCCGAUUUAUCCAAGGACUGGUCAGCAAGGCUGGGUGGUUAAUGGGCUACAUCCUGAUCACUGAAUUUGUCGGCCUGAAGUACCGGAAGACUGUGGGAAUUUGUCUCCAAAUGGCUUAUACCGUGGGCCUCGUGAUUCUGUCAGGGGUUGCUUAUGCUCUGCCUUCCUGGAGAUGGCUACAGCUCACAGUUUCCCUGCCCUACUUCUGUUUCUUGCUCUACUAUUGGUGCCUUCCAGAGUCUCCCAGAUGGUUGCUCUCUCAAAAUAAGGAAGAAAAGGCCAUGGAAAUUAUUAAGCACAUUGCAAGGAAAAAUCAGAAACCUCUGCCAACCUUUCUUCAGAGCCUUAAACCUGAUGAGGAUACCAGUAAAAAGAUGAAUCCUUCAUUUCUUGACUUGAUCAGAACCCCUCAGAUAAGGAAGCAUACGCUGAUCUUGAUGUACAACUGGUUCACAGGUGCUGUGCUUUAUCAGGGACUCAUCAUGCACAUGGGACUUGCAGGUGGGAAUAUCUAUUUGGAUUUCUUCUAUUCUGCCCUGGUUGAGUUCCCAGCUGCUUUCAUAAUCAUCCUCACCAUUGAUCGCAUUGGCCGUCGCUACCCUUGGGCUGCAUCAAAUAUGGUGGCUGGAGCAGCCUGUCUCAUCUCAGUUUUUCUUCCCGAUGAUCUAAUGUGGCUAAAAGUCAUAGUUGCAUGCCUGGGUAGAAUGGGGAUCACGAUGUCCUAUGAAAUGGUUUGCCUGGUCAAUGCUGAAUUGUAUCCCACAUUCAUCAGGAAUCUUGGUGUAAUGGUCUGCUCUUCCAUGUGCGAUAUUGGUGGAAUUGUAACACCAUUCAUUGUCUACAGGUUGUCUGAGAUCUGGCAUGACCUCCCCCUAGUGGUUUUUGCUGUGGUUGGCUUAAUUGCUGGAAUGUUAGUAUUGAUGUUACCUGAGACCAAAGGGAAGGCCUUACCUGAGAACAUUGAAGAAGUUGAAAAUAUGCAGAGACAAAGAAAAAAAAAAGAGAAAAUCAUUUACCUCCAGGUCCAGAAACCAGAAGUUUCACACAACUAAGAAGAAAGGAAAUUACCCCCCCAGACUUUCAUGACCCAAAGCCUGGAAACAGAAUGAUUCACUCCACACAACCCCAUAUAAUCUUACUCCCUUCGUACCUCCUAAUCUUAGAUCUAUAUCCUAAUAGAGCCUGUCAUGCUAUUGGUCCAGAGGACCAAGGGUGCUACAUCUUGUCAAACCCCUCCAGCUCUCUCCAGGUCCCAGAAUUUCCAGGAUGGUGACUAAUCACUUUGUAUGGGAAUUGUUCCAUCUUUGAAUUUCCAUUAUGGACCCCUUUCUCCAUAGUUACUUGUGCCCAGGAAACAAUGAAAGUGGCGGGAGGGAGCUGGGAAGAAACACAAGAGCUUAUAAAAGAAGACAACGUGUUUUCCUAAUUGAAGGAAACUAUCAAAGUCAAUGCUGAUAAUCCACAAUGGCUAAAAAUAUUUUUUGAGUAAGCCCUUCUGUACAAUGAAUGAAGACAUUUCCAAAUACUGUGCUUAUUUUCUGUGGCCUACUUGAAUGCUUACUAUGUGAUUAAGAAGAACUCAGAAUAACAAUACUGCAGAGGAAUCAAUUUUUCCCUUUUGUCUUCAGACUGGAUUGUAACUGAGCAAUCCUGUACCAAUGCUAACAAAGUCCUUCUUGAAAGAUCUGGAAAGGGGCUGUGACAACUGGUCUGGUGCCUCUUAGGAUGACAUCAUUAAGGGCACGCAGAUGGUAAAGAUUUUACAAGCUGGUGAAAACUACAAAGGCACAUUUUUUUGGUUUUCUAUACUUACCUACAAGACUAAGGUGAAAAUGUUAUUGAGUUUGGCCAAGGCUGAAACAGUAAUAAUAACGCCACUUUGGGAUAGAGAACUCUGUUAGUAAGCGUCAGAGCUAUAUAUCCAAGCCAGGGCCUCUAAAGCCGAUUCUAGUGGUCUUUUCUUUAUACCCCACAAGAUCAAGUGGUUUGUGAAAGGGACGGAUAACAUAAAAGGCCAGGAGAAAGAAGUUAGGUAGUUAGGCUGGGGGUCAAGAAGACAUGAGUUAGAAUCUUGCCUCAGAUACUUAACUAGCUUUGGAAUCCUUAGGAAAUCACUUAACCACUCACUGUGUCUCAGUUUCCUCAUCUGUAGAGGGGGAAGGGAAUAAGCACGUAUAUAUAGUGCCUAGUGUGUGCCGGUCACUGUGCUAGGCAUUUUUAAAAAUAAACAUUAUCUUG
Trichosurus vulpecula (common brushtail) is the source of this 2851-nucleotide messenger RNA. RefSeq names its product solute carrier family 22 member 2 (gene SLC22A2). Gene Ontology annotation, biological process: transmembrane transport. The transcript has 11 exons. Gene Ontology annotation, cellular component: membrane. NCBI's taxonomy places the organism in Eukaryota, Metazoa, Chordata, Mammalia, Diprotodontia, Phalangeridae. The record is from RefSeq and is a predicted model, not a curated record. The coding region runs from base 1 to 1665 and encodes 554 amino acids.